Camelina sativa (false flax) is the source of this 1563-nucleotide messenger RNA. The record is from RefSeq and is a predicted model, not a curated record. NCBI's taxonomy places the organism in Eukaryota, Viridiplantae, Streptophyta, Magnoliopsida, Brassicales, Brassicaceae.
AUGGCUACUAUCGCAAAAGCUAGGUUCACCGAGGAGCAGAAGGACGCUGGCCAGUGCCAACUGUUCGUCGACAGUUUGAUCGAGAACGCUCUAAUAUGGUUUUCCCAUAUCCCUCCGGGCACUAUCGACUGUUUCGAACAACUGUCAACAGCCUUCCUGCGAAAUUAUCGGGUGUUCAUAGAACGCAACGCUUCCAGCGCCGAACUAUGGGAAAUAGUCCAAGAGCCCGACGAACCCCUGCGAAAGUACCUCACCCGAUUCAAGGAAAAAUACGCCACCAUAACGGUCGCUGAGGACGUCGCAAUCGCUGCUUUCAAGAAAGGACUCAUUCCCGGAUCCCGACUGCACGUAGAUCUCAAUAUCAGGGAAGCCACUGACCUGGACGAAGCCCUUCACCGAGGAUCUCGCUUCGCUUAUGUGGAGGAAGACGAGGAGAAGCGAGCUAACAAGCUCCCUCCUCCUCGCCCGGCCGUGGCCAAAGAAAAAAAUCGGGAUACCUAUCAGGAACCUCGGAAGCAUCACGACCAGAGGGACCCCAAGCGCGGAGUAGUCAACGCGAUAUCCGAGGACGAAGGACAGAACACCACUUCUCCCGAUGCACAAGAGGAGCUGUACUGCGAUUUUCAUAUGUUCGGCGGCCAUUCAACAGCCGAGUGUAAGCACCUGUCCAACUAUUUAUACGAGAAGUACCUGUACGGUGAAAUCAAAGCUGUCUACCAACCAAAAGUUUCUCGCGGCGGCCGCGGUGGCAGAGGUCGAGGAGGAAGGUUCGGGCGAUCCAACCCCGGCCGAGGUCAGAAGGGCGCCAACCAAUCCAACAACGCACCAGAUACUCCGCAACAGCCACCCCCCACCGAGCAGCAGGCAUCGCUAACAGGGACAGUGGAAGUCCCCCAGACACCGUCCAAGCGUCAAAAAGGACAGCAAAGCGAUCAAGCGACACCUCGGGGUCGUAUAUCUAUGAUCAUCGGCCAGACCGAUGAAUGCCCGGACUCUGCACGAGCCCUGAAAAAGCGAGCGCGUCAGGUCUUUAACGUCCAAGCGAUUUCCAAAGACGAAGCGCUGAGCUCGGACCCCAUCGCGUUCACCGCGGAAGACGCCAAGGGGAUCCACCACCCUCAUAACGACCCCCUAGUGGUGGAAGUCAGAAUGGGCGAAUUUGACGUAGAACGCGUCUUAGUGGAUACUGGUAGCACGGUUAACGUCCUGUUCUCGCAAACACUGGAGAAAAUGGGCGUCACGCUAGAACAAAUCAAACCAGGGGGGAGAAGGCUGACCGGGUACGACGGCGUCGCCAAAACAUCGAUGGGCGACGUGAAACUACAAGUCCAAGCCGGUGGCAUAGCACGUAAGACCAAGUUCGUGGUCAUAGACGCCCCACCAAUCUACAACGCCAUCUUGGGUUCACCUUGGAUCUACUCUAUGCAAGCAGUUCCUUCCACCUACCAUCUUUGCCUGAAAUUCCCAAUGGCUGCAGGAAUUUACACGUUGUAUGGCGACCAGAAGAUGGCUAGGACCUGCUCCGUCCUCAAGAAAAAGCAAAGACGGAAGGACGACGCAUAG